UAGAACUGAAUUCUAGUAAAAUAAUGACGAAAGAAUGAAUUUGAGGCAUGCGAAUAUUCGAAUUUUUGGAAUUACCGUGCUCAGAUAUUGUCCAAAUCUCAUCAUGUGUUGAUCGAUAUGAUCGUUGCCAAAUUAAACUCGUAUCAAACUCAAUUUCCAAUUUCUUUACAUUAUGUGGUCCUUGCUUCUUUACACAGACCAAAUGGCAAUUCAUAAAAGAAGGCAAAAUUUACGCAUUUAUUCGGCCUAAUUGUACAUUUUUCGAUGAAGGUUCAUUACGACUAGAAUGGGUGCCACAAACAGACAAUGAACUACGAAUGAUUGUCAUUGCAUAUGGCAUGACACAAAUGGUUCGGGAAGUAUUUCCCUCCCUAAGCCGUAUUAUAAGCGAGCAGAACCAAUAAAAAAUUGGU
Loa loa (African eye worm) is the source of this 413-nucleotide messenger RNA. RefSeq lists its product as hypothetical. The transcript has 2 exons. The coding region runs from base 48 to 404 and encodes 118 amino acids. The record is from RefSeq and is a predicted model, not a curated record. NCBI's taxonomy places the organism in Eukaryota, Metazoa, Nematoda, Chromadorea, Rhabditida, Onchocercidae.